UCAUCUUCUCCUCCUCCUCUUACAACUACUCUGAAACUUCAUUCAAAAACUAAGUACUAGUGGACAUGGACAAAGAUGCCUAUUAUUCUAGUGUUGUUGAUCAAAAGAAGCUUAAACUAUUUGGGUUUGAGCUCAAUUACCCUAGUAAUAACACUGGUGAAGGAGAUCAUGAAAGUGUGAAUUCAUCAACAAGCAGUAUUUCCCCUACAAGAGAAGACAACAACAAGAAGAAGCCUUUGAAGGACGACGACGUCGUUUUGGUCGUCGUCGACAACAAGAAGUUCGAGUGCCAGUAUUGUUUCAAGGAGUUUGCAAAUUCACAAGCAUUGGGGGGUCACCAGAAUGCACACAAGAAGGAAAGAAUGAAGAAGAAGAGGUCACAACGACUUCAAGCAAGGAAGGCCAGCAUCAACUAUUAUCUUCAGCCUUUUAAUAAUUACUAUGGAUUCAGUACUACUCCAUGGUACUAUGAUCCUUCUUGUUAUAGUAAUUCAUCUGAUCUGUUUACAUUUCAUGAGGAUCAGUCUCCACAGAUUAGUUUCAGGCAGUUUGAUCAUCAUAGUGAUUUUCGUGUCAAUGGGUCAAAACGGUGCGCACAGAGGCGAGAAUCGGGUGCGUUUACAUUAACGCAGGCUGAUGAGAGAUUGAAGGAUCAGGAGAUGAUCACAAGGCCUGUGAUUGUGAAGGCUGCUUCAAAGGAAUCUUGUAAAUCUUUGGAUCUUCAAUUAGGUCUUAGCUUGCAGUCAAAUUUUAGUUAGAAAUUUAAAAAAAAAAAAAAAAAUUCUUUGAUUUCCGAAAUUGGCUUUGCAUGUUUUGCCAAGUGUUAUUAAUUUAUUUGGGGAUCAAUGAAUUGCUAAUUUUUGUUGCUUAGUUUUCACGUCAUUGUAUGUGUAUACAUAAACAUGAUUUGGUGUGGAAAUAUAUUUAAUUUUAUUUAUUUUAAUAAAAGUAAUCUUGUA
This is a messenger RNA of Tripterygium wilfordii, 959 nucleotides long. RefSeq names its product zinc finger protein 5-like. NCBI's taxonomy places the organism in Eukaryota, Viridiplantae, Streptophyta, Magnoliopsida, Celastrales, Celastraceae. Gene Ontology annotation, molecular function: transcription cis-regulatory region binding; DNA-binding transcription factor activity. Gene Ontology annotation, biological process: trichome differentiation; gibberellic acid mediated signaling pathway; trichome morphogenesis. The coding region runs from base 66 to 758 and encodes 230 amino acids. Gene Ontology annotation, cellular component: nucleus. The transcript has a single exon. The record is from RefSeq and is a predicted model, not a curated record.